Fusarium coffeatum is the source of this 2400-nucleotide messenger RNA. RefSeq lists its product as uncharacterized. Gene Ontology annotation, biological process: DNA-templated transcription; regulation of DNA-templated transcription. Lineage: Eukaryota; Fungi; Ascomycota; Sordariomycetes; Hypocreales; Nectriaceae. Gene Ontology annotation, molecular function: zinc ion binding; DNA-binding transcription factor activity, RNA polymerase II-specific; DNA binding. Gene Ontology annotation, cellular component: nucleus. The record is from RefSeq and is a predicted model, not a curated record. Bases 1 to 2400 code for a protein of 799 amino acids. The transcript is spliced from 2 exons.
AUGAUCUGGCUCGCAAGAGCACCAACCGCCAAAAUCGCUUCUCAACUUCGCAUCCAGUCUAUACUCUCGCCCAUAGAACCCGAGGGCAGCAAGCCUCUAGAGAUAACUUCACAUCCUUUACCAAAUUCUAAACGAAAACUCGAAGAAGUAUCCCGUGCCCAAGAGGGCGCGUUACCGGCGUCAACAUGGCUUGUUCAUCGUAAUGAACAGCCCAGACCUGACGCCGGUGACAAUGGCCUAACAUGGAUACAGACACCAUCCAACUCUGAUGAGAGAGCUGGGAGGAGGAACUCAAGGGGGAAACCGCCGAUGAGAUCUAGCAUUGCAUGUGUGCGAUGUAGGAGAUCAAAGAUCAAAUGCGAUAAUGAUGGAGGAAAUAGUCCUUGCGACACUUGCAUCAAAGGAGGACAUCAAUGUCAAUAUCCCGAGCCAGCUCCUGCCCCAACGAAACGAAAUGAUCCUCCACCGACGAGUAAACCAGAGAAAGAGCCUCACCAGGAAAAGAAGAGAACAAAAAAGCUGGACGAUAUACCUGGUCGCAACAGCGAGAGAUCAGCAGCCUAUGCAGCAGAGAUUCUCGCAUAUCCCUUCUUGACAACUGAACUCUGGAGUCAGUUACUCAACAUCUACAAACAGCAUUAUGCUACGGAACUUCCCUUCAUACACCUGCCUUCUCUCAAGGAGAAGAUGAGCAGCGGAGUUGGACAAAAGCAAGACUCUUCAUCAGAGCUGAAUAUGGUACUACUCGGUAUCUUGACACUCACAUCUCGAUUCCACCCAGAUUUGGUGCGAUACGUGACACAUCUGCAAAAUUCUCAGCAUGGAAGCAAUCGAAUGCGCACACCACAAACCAAGUCGAACCCAGUUGCUACAUCUGACUUCUUUGCUACUGCCUUAACGACAGCCCUCGGCCCCCUACGGACAGCCAUGGAUACCAUCACCGUGGAGCGAGUUCAGGCAUUCUUAAUGCUUGGUUUAUUCGAGUGGAGUCAGGGACAUGAGUCGGCUUGGAUGUAUGUCGGUAUUGCAAUCCGGAUGGCCAAAAUCAUGAAGCUCGAGCUUGAUGACCAACGCAUGGGCUUGUUGGAUACCCAGACAUCUACGCAACGACAGUUUCGAACAAGGCCAGCCGAGGUCGCCAUCGUGAGAGAGACUCGACGACGAACAAUGUACAGCUGCUUCAUUCUCGAUCGCUUGAUGAGCUGUGGGAGUUACCGAGCCCUUAGUACUCCAGCUGAGAGUCUAAGAAUACAACUGCCGUGCUCUGAGAUGGCUUUUGAUCUGUCCCUCGAUGUCUACACUGGGUUUUUACGAGUACCUGAAGGUUUCCUCCAACCUCAAAUCAACGAUGAUAGCACUUUGAGCCAGUUUACCAAGCUGAUCGAGAUUUGGGGCGAUAUCUCAGCGUAUAGCUCGAGAGGUGGCCGUUUGCAAGAGGACUUCCCUCCAUGGAAUAGUAGAUCGAGGUUCUUCGAGCUGAGAGUCGACCUGGAGACAUUCUACGACGAAUUACCUGAUACAUUUGCCUUAUCACGACAAAACUAUUAUCGUCACGACAAUCACCAAGCUACCAAUACCUACGUCUCGUUACACAUGCUGGCUUCUAUCUGCCAAAUUGUUCUCAACCGAGAGUACUUACCAUUCCUGCCCCUUCGCUGUCAUGGACCACAGGGUGCUCUUGACGGAACACAACCCAUGCUUGAUCAUGCCCCAGAUGGAUUCUGGGAAGAGAGUGCAGAGGAAGUCUUCCGAGCUUCUCGUAAUGUCAUCGACUUGACGGAACUUUGCAAGGACAAGCUGCCUCUAUCAUCACUCUCCACAUUCUCCAUCUGGUUGGCAGGUUUCAUGGCGGUUUAUGCCCGACAUUUCCCCCAUAUGGACCUGAAGCAGAAAGUGACAAGCCAGCAUGUCGUUGAUUCGGUGGACAUGUCGAGUAUACUCGAGGAGGAGAUGGUGGGAACGGCCUGUCAGGCAUUGCGAAGAGCGACGGCGUACUUACCUGCUGCACAAAGCUAUUUGGACAACCUUGGGGCCACGAACCGAUACUUUUCGCAGGCCAGAAAUCCUGUUAGUCCAAGCCGAGAGAUCCGCCAUUCGGUGGAAGGUCCACAAGAUCGUAUGCAGAGAAUGGACAGCACACAUCGCCAUAGCAUGAGUCCAACAUUCUCAUCCACAAAGAGUAUGCAAGCGACGCUGGACGAGCCGCCCAAACCUACUCCUUCAACAUCCAAAAGCCAUCUCUCGUUGCCUGGAAUUGACGAGGGGUCUUGGGAAUCAGGCAAUCCAGAUUUCCUAAAUGGGAACAUUGAAGCAUUGGGGUCAAAACGGAUAAACGAAGUCUUGAAUGAUUUGGAAUCGUUUUCAGGCGCAGGUCGAUUGCGAGUAGCAUUUGGAGAGUAA